UCGAAACUCCCAGCACUGCCUCCGCCUAUUUCGACUUAUCCCCAAAGCCAGUCCCUACAGCCCCUCGGUCGUCGCCGCCCAAUAGAUCUUUCUCGAACACUACGCUGAUUGGAAAUGUGCCGGUUGUGGUCCUCUUGCCCGGCAUGGCUCAGCCUAUAUCAUACCCUACAGUUUCAAAAAAACAACACACCCGUUUACCUCAGCAUCGUCCACCUCUCCGUCGCGACAAACCCGUCCGAAUCUCACUCCCAGGGCAGCCUCCACGGUACAUCUUCCCUGCGACAGAGCGAUCUUUCAUCUUUAUCCCACGAGCGCUACGCCCUAACCAGCAAGCAUUCCGCGGGCGUCGGAGUGGAUUCAUUCCAGGACGGCGGCCUAGUAUCUAUGCAAGCUCGACAUACACUCCAAGCGUCAGCAUUAGCAGGAGGUCGUCAUUUGGCAAGCCGCCAUCUCAAGAAGGAUUCCACUCGCCCGCAGCCUCCGUUCUCUCGAGGCAGACGGUCGUGGCCACAGAUAACGGCAAGCCCAUUGUCCGCCUACCUCCACCUAGACCCUCAGCAGGGCUACCACCUCCGCCUCCCGGUCCUCCAUCGGCAAUGCCGCCUCUACCUCAACCGCAGCCUCAACCCCCUGUUUACCGGGAGAGUCGUCCGGCGCCCAUCCCUAUGCAUCAACCCCGACCCCAGAAAACAGUCUCUGUUGCGGACAUUGAAACCCCAGCAAGCUUCCCUUUUAAUCCCCCUCAGCCACAACAGGAGCAGCCGUUUCAUCACCAGGUCCCGAUGCCUGCCAAUGGACCCGUCUAUGGUCCAGAUGCUCCUGGUUUCCCUCUUUCUGCCCACUCGUCAGUGACGCCGUUGUCCCACAUACCCGAGCGUGCGAUCCAUGCCCAACCCUUCCAGCCAUACGGAUUUCAACAGCCGCAAGCCUUCUAUCCCGCCUCCUAUCCCUCUGGCGCUCUUUAUUACCCGGUCACGGGAACGGAGUUCCCUCCGUACAAUGCCGCGGUGGGACCUGGCACCUCUGUGCCUCCAUUCCCUCCGGGGCAACAAACGCCGUACAUGGUGCCUGGGGCGCAUACAUCGGGCGAACAACCGCCUCAGCCGGGCACUGUCGCACAUGAAGCAGGCGGUACGGUGUAUUUCUACGAUACCAACCAGAUGUACCAAAAUUCAUCCUAUGGAAUGCCGAAUGCUCCCGGGCCUGGUGGUGUCGUGGGCAUGGGCGGCAUGAUGACGCCCCCUGGUACAACCUAUUACUACCCCCCGGCUCAAAAUGUUUACUACGCCUCUCAAUGAGCAGAGCCUCAUGGAUAAUACUCGACUUGCCCUAUCUACUCUUUUCUUUUCUUUCUCGUGAGCUGCGAAAAUUUCUGUUUCUUUCUUCUGUGUUCAUUUUGACGUUCUGCUCCCCUUCUGCCUUGGUCUGUGCCUUA
Molecule: messenger RNA, 1435 nt
Organism: Aspergillus sclerotioniger CBS 115572
Lineage: Eukaryota; Fungi; Ascomycota; Eurotiomycetes; Eurotiales; Aspergillaceae
Exons: 1
Coding region: 144-1298 (384 amino acids)
Source: RefSeq, a predicted model, not a curated record